Molecule: messenger RNA, 753 nt
Organism: Lucilia sericata (common green bottle fly)
Lineage: Eukaryota; Metazoa; Arthropoda; Insecta; Diptera; Calliphoridae
Product: adult cuticle protein 1
Exons: 2
Coding region: 139-453 (104 amino acids)
Source: RefSeq, a predicted model, not a curated record
ACAAGAACUGGAACUGGAGGUAUAAAAGAUUGUUGCGCACGUUCGGAUAUCAGUAGAAUUAUUUCUAACGUUAAAGCGUCUAGAAAGCUUUCAAUUUCAUAAAACAUCAAUAAAUUAUUUUUGAUUUACAUUGCAAACAUGAAGUUCGCCGUUGUCGUAGUCUUGGUUGCUUUGGCUUUGGGUGCUAACGCCUCUAUCUUGCCCGGUGCCGUAGUUGUUGGUCAUCCAGGAGCUAUCAUUGCCGCCCCUGGUGCUGUAGCUGUUCAUGCUGCCGUUCCCAGUCCCGUACAAAUCGUAUCCGGUCCAGCUGUUGUAGCCGCCCCAGUUGUUGUUCCCGCACCCACUGGCACCUAUGUAGCUAAGACCCGUGGUGCUGUACAUGUAGCUCCAUUGCCCGGACAUAUUCAAUCGGCUGUGUCCGCUAACUUGCAACCUGCUCCUGGUACCCUAUAAUUUAACUCCAUAAGAGAAUUGAAAAAAAAAAAAAAACGUUGGUUCAACUUAAUAUGCUUCUGAAUUUGGUUCUAUGAUUUAUACCACUUCCACCACCACCAGCACCACAAUCCCCCUUAUAUCACUACAUCCUUUUAGUGCCGCCCAAGCACUUACUCUAAAUGGUUUUAAGCCACUUCAUUACUUCCCAUGUAAAUAACACAAAAAGACCAACAAACCAUCAACACCACCAACUUCAGUUUUCGUUUGUUUUUUUUUAGUUAAAAUUUUUUAAAACAACAAGUUGCAACAAAAUGAUAA